Messenger RNA from Gracilinanus agilis (Agile Gracile Mouse Opossum), 1523 nucleotides. RefSeq names its product adenosylhomocysteinase (gene AHCY). Gene Ontology annotation, cellular component: cytosol. Lineage: Eukaryota; Metazoa; Chordata; Mammalia; Didelphimorphia; Didelphidae. The record is from RefSeq and is a predicted model, not a curated record. The transcript is spliced from 10 exons. Gene Ontology annotation, molecular function: adenosylhomocysteinase activity. The coding region runs from base 120 to 1421 and encodes 433 amino acids. Gene Ontology annotation, biological process: L-methionine cycle.
CCUCCCAGUGCUCUCCGCCGUACGCUUCAGCCUUUCUGCGGCCUCAUCACUACCAUCCGCGAAGUCGCCGCUCGGUAACCUUUACUAAGUCAUUAGAUAAUUCCGGAGGAGGCCGCAACAUGUCCGACAAAUUGCCCUACAAAGUCGCUGAUAUCAGCCUGGCCACCUGGGGACGCAAGGCCCUGGACAUAGCAGAGAAUGAGAUGCCCGGCCUGAUGAAACUUCGAGAGAUGUACUCGAGCUCCAAGCCACUGAAGGGUGCCCGGAUUGCUGGCUGCCUCCACAUGACCGUAGAGACAGCUGUCCUCAUUGAGACACUGGUGGCCCUGGGAGCUGAGGUACAAUGGUCCAGUUGCAACAUUUUCUCUACCCAGGACCAUGCAGCAGCUGCCAUUGCCAAGACUGGGAUUCCUGUGUACGCUUGGAAGGGAGAGACAGAUGAGGAAUAUCUCUGGUGCAUCGAGCAGACCCUCUAUUUCAAGGAUGGGCAGCCACUCAACAUGAUCCUGGAUGAUGGUGGGGACCUCACCAACCUUGUUCACACCAAAUACCCCGAGCUCCUGAAGGGCAUCAAAGGCAUCUCAGAGGAGACCACCACAGGCGUACACAAUCUAUACAAGAUGAAGACAAAUGGAAUUCUGAAAGUGCCUGCCAUCAAUGUGAAUGAUUCUGUUACCAAGAGCAAAUUUGACAACCUGUAUGGCUGCCGUGAGUCCCUCAUUGAUGGUAUCAAACGAGCCACAGAUGUGAUGAUUGCAGGCAAGGUGGCCGUGGUGGCAGGCUAUGGUGAUGUGGGCAAAGGCUGUGCUCAGGCCCUUCGGGGCUUUGGUGCCCGAGUCAUUGUCACAGAGAUAGACCCCAUCAAUGCACUACAAGCCUCUAUGGAGGGUUAUGAGGUGACCACCAUGGAUGAGGCCUGCAAAGAGGGAAACAUCUUUGUCACCACCACCGGAUGCAUAGACAUCAUCUUGGGCAGGCACUUUGAACAAAUGAAAGACGACGCAAUAGUGUGUAACAUUGGACACUUUGAUGUGGAAAUAGAUGUAAAGUGGCUGAAUCAAAAUUCGGUGGAGAAGGUGACCGUGAAGCCUCAGGUGGAUCGCUAUAAACUGAAGAAUGGACGGCGGAUCAUCUUGCUGGCAGAGGGCCGGCUAGUCAACUUGGGCUGUGCUAUGGGCCAUCCCAGCUUUGUCAUGAGCAAUUCCUUCAGCAACCAGGUGUUGGCCCAGAUUGAGCUGUGGACUAACCCAAACAAAUACCCUGUGGGAGUGCACUUCCUCCCCAAGAAGUUGGAUGAAGCUGUGGCCGAAGCCCACCUUAGCAAACUGAAUGUGAAGCUGACGAAGCUGACAGAGAAACAGUCUCAGUACCUGGGCCUCCCUAUAGAGGGCCCCUUCAAACCCGACCACUACCGCUACUGAAUCCUGGCCAGACCGAAGGCUCCAAGAGACCAACCACAUCUUCUUGCCUAUCCAGCCCUAUCCAGCCCUUCCUGCACAGAGUAAUAAAUGGCAUCUACGCUA